UUUUCUGGUACCUUUCUUCAUUAUUUAUUCCAUGACACCAAGAACAAUACUGUUGGCGUUGAUCGUCAUCAGUCUUCUUGGUUUUUACGUUAUAUUAGAUUCAUUUAUUUACCACCAACGUGAUCCACCUGGUUGUCAAAUGUCAUAUUCUCGUCCCUCCUUUAUUCCCCUGCAAGUACCACAUGCAAGACUUACUGACAAGUAUUCUUUAUAUUUAUAUCGUGAAGGUGGUAUUGACUCUAACCAACUUCUUGGUGUUCCUACUCUCUUUAUCCCUGGUCAUGCUGGAAGUUACAAACAAGCUCGAUCGAUUGCUGCUGAAUCUGCCUAUUACUUGAAAAGUUUACCUCAAAGUGAUCAAAAGCACGGACUAGAUAUGUUUACUGUCGAUUUGAACGAAGAAUUCUCAGCACUCAGUGGCGGAUUAAUACAUGAUCAAGCAGAAUAUCUCAACGAUGCGAUUCAACAAAUAUUGACCUACUAUCGACCAAAGGAAUAUCAAGGUCAGACUGUACCUGAAUCUGUGAUUAUUGUAGGUCACAGUAUGGGCGGCAUUGUGGCUCGCGUGAUGCAGCAUCUUCCCAACUAUAUUAAAGGAUCGAUCAACACUAUAUUUACACUGGCAACACCUCAUAGCAUGCCACCUAUCAAUUUGGAUCCUAUUCUCGAUGAUAUUUACCGUACGUUUCUGACAAAACCAUUGAACAAUACUGCGUUAAUCUCUGUGGCAGGUGGUACUCAAGAUAGCACUGUGAAUUCUGAUGCAACUAUUCUCGAUACUUCUUCUUAUGGCUCUUUAACAGUGUUUACAACAGCUGUACCUAAAGCGUGGACUGGCUGUGAUCAUAUGGCUAUUCUUUGGUGUAAUCAACUUGUGACAAAAGUGGCGGCUUCUUUGGUUGAUAUUAUUGACGUGCAAUCAGCUUCUCAAACUGUGCCUAUGGAACAACGAAUGGAAAUAUUUCGAAAAUGGUUAUCUCCUACGAACGUUGUGACUGUAUCAUCAGCACCGACGUAUUUACUUCCAUCGACUGCAAGUACAUCAUACUUUGAUCAAUCAAAAUGGAACCUGUUGAAACUAAAAGAAGAACGACAAUAUAGAUUUACGCUGGAUCAAACUGAAGGACGGUUUGGCUUACUUUCGAACAUUCAAGAUCCCUUGCAUUUACACCUUGGAUUAUGCAAACGUGUCAUGGAUCACUUCAUCUGCUCUAGAAUUGAAUCAGGUUUCCAAUUACUACCCUCUAGAAAAGCAACAAAUCAAGCUUUUGACAGCAAUGCUUAUUUGCGAUUAUUGGUGUUGGAUCAUGCAUUAUGGAAGGAUUUCGAUUUACUGGUGAUGGAUUACAUGGAUGACCAUAUUACAACGACAGAAACAACAACGGACGGCAAUGAUCUUUUUGUAGCAACUGGGAUGUAUGCAGAAACGACAUGGAAGAAGGAUGAUAGGUCAAAAGACAUCUCACUUUUCGAUUUGACUAUUGGUGGGGGUAUUCAAUGGACAUUACAUCAUGAUACGCUGGCAUCUGUUUAUCAUUUCCCGGUUAUCGAUUCUUCACUCUUAUCAUUUAAACUACAUGUUACGAAAAGUCAACAAGUCUCAAAUACCUCAAUGACUACAUCAUUCUAUCAUAAACCAUUGAUUCAGCAGUACUUCUACGGCGAAUACAAGUUCCAUAUCAUUGACAAUGAAACACCUGCUGCACUCCACUUUCAUCGAUCACCAUUAUUCAACAAUAAUGAGACAGCAUCAAAUGGACUGGUAUUGACUGUAUGGACUAUAGAUGGCCAGGAUCUUCAGCUUCGACUCAUAUUGGAUUGGUAUGGUACUAUUGGGAAAUGUGUUCUUCGACUAGGUCCAGUGUUACCUAUGUAUCUAUUUGUGGUGGCGCUUUCUUAUUUGACGUAUAUCCUCUCUUGGUGUUCUUCUUCUUCUUCUUCUUCAGAUGAUACUGGACGACAUCGUUCCUAUGAUGUGGAAACAGGUCUGAUGAAUUGGAUGACGAAUAGAUCAAGAUACUCCUUAAGGAAUCUUUGUGCCUUUGUGAUGAUUAUAGAAUGUUUACAACAAGCUUGGAAAUCUGGUGGCAGUAAUUUGGAUGCAAGUUGGGUAUUGGGUGGAUCUUAUUCCUUACCAUUGUUUUUGUGGUGGCUUCCAUUAGCCCUUGUUCUUUUGGCAACUGGACUUUUUCUAUCUCUUUCUGUUGUUCUUUCUCUCGUUAUCUUUAUUCUACAGAAGAUCGUCCCUUCCAAAGCACAACCAUCAACCUUUUCUUCUUCCGUUGUCAUCAGUUUCUCUCUAUGGGUUGUAUUAUUUAGUUGUCUUGGUUGGUUACCUAUCUCUGUGGUAAUGGUGAUAGCUUAUAUACGAUGGUUAUUCUUAUGUAUCAAUACCUAUGCAUCAGCAAGAACUCAUAAUCAAUAUGAAGAUUGGCUCAGAUACAGAUAUCGCUUCUCGUUAUUGAUGCUAUUGACAACAUGGCUUCCUUAUUACCUUCCCGGUACAAUUAUCUAUAUACGUGAUAUGAUGGUAGGAUGGCACUUUGCGGCGACCUCAACAACACUUCUUAAUGAUUUGACGACUAUUUUUUCCCUGGUUAUACUAGCUCUAUUGGAAUAUUGUGAAUGGGUCUGGCGAACAAGGGCAAGCAUAUGGUUGAUCCAUUUGUCUCUUGAUGUCAUAUUAUUUUAUAUUUUAUUUGGUGUUCAACAUCCUUUUGCAAUUCAACAUACGAUUAGAUCAUUUACUGAUAGUAUUUUAUUACAGUAACCCUCAUAUACCAGCUGUACUCACCAAUACCUUGUUUUUUUUUUUGAAAUAAAUACAGUGAUUUUUUUUCUUUUCUUUUUUCG
This is a messenger RNA of Halteromyces radiatus, 2853 nucleotides long. RefSeq names its product PGAP1-like protein-domain-containing protein. Gene Ontology annotation, cellular component: endoplasmic reticulum. The record is from RefSeq and is a predicted model, not a curated record. The coding region runs from base 32 to 2770 and encodes 912 amino acids. NCBI's taxonomy places the organism in Eukaryota, Fungi, Mucoromycota, Mucoromycetes, Mucorales, Cunninghamellaceae. Gene Ontology annotation, biological process: endoplasmic reticulum to Golgi vesicle-mediated transport; GPI anchor metabolic process. The transcript has 6 exons. Gene Ontology annotation, molecular function: phosphatidylinositol deacylase activity.